Molecule: messenger RNA, 3278 nt
Organism: Mytilus trossulus (common blue mussel)
Lineage: Eukaryota; Metazoa; Mollusca; Bivalvia; Mytilida; Mytilidae
Product: microtubule-associated protein 10-like
Exons: 1
Coding region: 104-3049 (981 amino acids)
Biological process (GO): cytoplasmic microtubule organization; mitotic spindle midzone assembly; positive regulation of cytokinesis
Cellular component (GO): centrosome; cytoplasmic microtubule; mitotic spindle midzone
Molecular function (GO): microtubule binding
Source: RefSeq, a predicted model, not a curated record
GUCUAAUCAACACUGAAUUUUUGUUUUGAUUUUUUACCUGUCAAAACUUGUCUAUCCCAACUGAUUUGGUUGUAAUGUUAACACCGGAAUAAAGCAAGAAAACAUGGACUCUAAACACGCAAGGCUGAAAAGGGACAUAGAGUCUUUAUUUUCAUUAGAAGUAGUGGUUGAAAAGAUAUACAUACCGCACGAAGUAUGUCGGUUUCCAUCUGUGGCAUUUAGACUUUUAGAUUAUCCAACUAUUUUAAUUGACCAUGUAGAACACGAUCUAGCUUCCAAAAUAAGAAGGAAAGUUUCAUCUGAUCCCUAUUACGAACUUCCGAAACAAAUAAACGAACUAACCGACAAACAUGGAAAUUUUGAGCUGAAAAAGGGGAAAUCUUGCCUUCUGAAACUGCAUUUCAACACAAUGCAAACACAUUUAUCAAAUACACCUAUGUAUGUCAUGAUUAUUGACAGCUACCCACAAGUUCCAAAGCUUUUAGGAAAUACAACCGUGCCUUUGGAUGAGGUAAUAAAGGAUAUUGCUGAAGAUAUUCGAAAAGUUGGAGACACUGUUCCAUCUGUACAUGGGGACAAAGGAUUAUUUAAAGUGUUCAAUUUGAUGGGGAAAGAAAUAGGUUAUAUAAUACUAGGCUAUAGAUUGAUGUGCCUAGGAUCUGGUCUCAUUCCACAUAUUCCAGAGAGAGAAAUUGCCAAACGCCAGUCAGAAAGCAUUCAAGAACAUUCACAGCAGAUAGAAGAAAGCAUUCAAGAACAAUAUCAUGCACCGACGAAAAGCAACAAAAGUGCUAAAACUGUCCAAAGAGCAAAAACAAAAGAAUCAAAGAAGUUGUCAACAUCACAAGAUAUGGGUUCAAUGACAGAUCCUGAAAAAAAUGAUGUUCUGAUGCAAACAAUAGAUAUGUGCGACAAAGAAAUUCAUGUUGCCUUAUCUGAUAUUAAUACAGAAAAGCCGAGAGACUUACAAACUGUGUCAACUCAAACUCAAAAGAAGUUGAAUAAAAAUAGAAAAGAACCCAAACUGGUUAGUAUAGAACUUAAACCCCCAGCUGAUGACAGUGACGAUGAAUUUAUUAUAAAUAACAUUGUGCAUCCUCCGCCAUUAUUUUACAACAGUGAAAAUGAACCAAGAGUUAAAAUUCAAAGGCCUUACCUGUACUACCAGGAUGAUGCAUCUAGUGUCUAUACAGAUGAAUUAACAAUAGAUGAUUUUUCAGAUGAAGAAAAGACGCUAAGUAAACCACCAAGAAAUGUACCACUUCAAAAAGUGGCAUCAACAAAGCCCAGAACUAGAGAGGAAAACCAUGUGAAAAUUCAGCAACCUUCAGCUGAAAAAGCACCUGCACUUGGACAAUUCCAGAGUUUAAUGCUGGGAUUUCCUGGAUCAAUGACAAAUGGACCUUUAUUUCCAAUGCUGACAGCCUUAUUAAAUGAGCUUUCUAAAAUACAAGAUCCCAGAUUUGUUCAGUCUGCAGUAAAUCAAGUGAAUGUAGCCACACAAGAUAGGCAACAGCCAAGACCAUGUCCUGUACCUCAGCCUCGCAUGACACAAAAGUCUGACAUUAUAAAUUCUCCAAAUAAAUCAAAACUACAUGAUAAUAAGGAAAAUAUUCAAGCUUGUGAAAAAGAUGUACAAUUAAGAGGACGUAAAACCAAUAAAGUAUUUACAACACCUUCUGAUGGUGUUCCUAAAAAGAAAGGAUGGAUCAGAAAAACUCCAAAUGUUAGUGUCAGCAAGUCCAAAUUAGCAUAUGGUCUAACAAAUACUCAAAGACUGAGACUUGCAAAAGUAAACCCUGAAUGGUUAAAGACUAUUGAAAAAGAAGAAAAGGAAGCAAAAGCUUUGAAAGCAAAAACAUUCAAAAGGGAAGAUGAAGAAUUUGAAAAAGGAAAUCUUUCUGAUACGCUGACAGAAGUAAGACGUUUGGCAGAGAAAAACUUAAAUCAAAUGGAUGAUACAAUAGAACAAAAUGAGUCAAACUUUGAUAAUACAGUGAAAUCUACAAUGAAAAAGAAUCUGAGAAGAAUCUCUCCACCAAGGAAACCAAAACCAUCUGCGCCAAGUCCUGUAAGAAAACGAUCAAAAUCUCCAAAACACAAAUAUUUGAGUAAAGUGCAAAUAUCCAGUAAAUCUGAAUCUAGAGACGAUGAAUUUACAACUUUAGGACAAAUAGAAAAAGAAGAACAUGUUUCUGAUGAAGAAGAUGCAAAGAGUUUCAAAAGCAUUGAAGUGCGAAUACCUAGUGCUCAGAUGUAUGAAGAUGAUAGUGACUUUGCUGACAGUCCUAAAAGUUACAAAUAUCCUGGACACACGGAUAAAAGUAGAUCUGAAGAAAGCAGUCCAAAUGAUAAUAAGUUUCCUGGAUUUAUGGAUCAUAAUGUUUCCGUCCCUGCAUCAAUAAAUGGUAAAACUAAUGAAUCACUGAAUUCAACAAGAGAUAAUUAUUAUGAACAUGAUGAAGAGGAUUACCAACCACUGGAGUCUACAAGAUAUUCCAAACCUAACAAAUCUCAUGAUGAAAUUGACACACAACAGUUUCAGUCAACAGAAGAACCCGAACUUCAGAAACUUAUGAGUUCUGGUGAGAAAUCCGAAGUUUCAGAUAUUUUAAGCACAAGUCGAUCUGAAGUCUCACCAAAUGUAAUACCUCCUUUUGAUUAUAACAUGACAGCCGCCCGAUUUCAAGUUCUUAAUCCAAAAACUUCAAUGCAAUCACCAUUACCAGCCAUUCGUAAAUCGCAGACAAAACUAGACGGAUCUGGUAGAACAUCACCUGUGGUUACGCCCAGAUCACCGGGUAGUUCUCGUCAUCCUACUCCAACACCAAGAAAGAAAACAGCUCAGAGAAAAAGAAUGGACUUUAAACCAGACUCUAUUCAUACAGAAUCAGUCAGUUCGUAUAUUCCCUCAGACGACGAAGAUAUGCUCGGUAAUGAUGGGUACUCAGAUGACUUUAAUGACAAUAGUAGCUCACGAAUGUCUCCUAUUGUAAGCCACUCUAACAAAUGGAUUCCUUCCACAAAACUGGGUUAUACUAUAAGUUAAAACAGUUUUUAACAAAACUUUGUUAUUCUAUAAAUUGUAAAAGUUAGGUUAAAUUGAUAAUAUAUAUUUAGUCAUUAUAUGGCUAGUUAUUGUACAUUUUUUUUACUUUUGAAAUUUUAGAUAGUCGGUACACACAUAUUUUUUUUAUUAAGAAAAUGAAACCAUACAAGUAUAAUAUUGUGCAUGUAAUGUAUAAUGUACUGUAAGAUUUCCACAUUUAAAAAAAAAA